GUUUGACCACCCAAACUUUCUCUAACCAGUGACCGUAAUCACCCAGAACUUCGGAAUAUCCUAUCAUGAACGAAGUUUUGAAAAAUACCCAUGUAUUUGUGGAUGUACUACGUAUGGCAAGGAGUGACGAAGUGAAGCAAUGGGACGAAAGUGCCUUCGAAAAAGCUUUCAAAUGGGCCGGUUACUUUGAAGAGGUUUAUCAUAAGUUGCAGACAAAGCCUUCAUUAGCAGAAAAACUGGAUAAAUAUCUUGAUAACUUCAAUAAAUCUGGGCAAAUAUACCUAGGAGAUCUUAGAUUAUCCUUGGCAGUUCUUGAUAAUUCAAAGUCCUUACUCAGAAGGUUUCUACUUCAAAAUCCUCAUUUGUCAGAGAGCCAGUUCCACUUGACACUCAAACUAUAUGGCUUAACUGUAGGCAAUACACAAAAUUGUACCGACAUUUCUGACUUUCUCACUGACUCUUUCCACUUGAGCCAAACAAGAGCUGCUGUACAACUGUUGUGUAAAAUGAGGGAUAGGUUGACUGAAGAUAUGAGAUCUUUUCAAGGAAAACCAUUAAAGAAAUGUGACUCAUCAACUUCUUCGACAAGUCUAAUGGAAUUUCCAGGUUCAAUUACCUCGGCAGACAUUUCCAUGAAUGCAGCUGCACAUUGUUUAUUCAAGCAUGUUCAGCAUCAGUUAAAGUUUGGACUCAAAGAUGUCAGCAAGAACAAGAGAGUCCUCUGUGACAAGCUGACAGAGCUAGCUAAGCAGGACAAUGGACUGACAAGCAUUAUUGCAUCACUGGUUUUGACUCCAGAUGACUGUCAGUCUACUCAAGACUCUGAGACUGUCACUCAGCUAAUUUUGGAGUGGGUCUUGGAGUUCUUUGCCAGAUGCAAACCAGAUCCUCGUUUGAUGACCAUCCCUCCCCACAUACUCACCAGAGUAGCCUUUAUGUAUCCUGCCUUUUUUGAACUGUACUUGUCCCAUCUGCUGAGCUGGGCAGAGAAAAUGACCCCCUAUGUCUGCAGCAACGAAGAGAAGUGUUGCACUCCGAGAGGAAUUCAGUGGAGAUACCAGGUCCAAGAACGUUCGGUGAGACUUCAAGACAUUGAAAAUGGACACCUUGCAUUUACAAAUCUCGCUGAUCACCUGAGGCUUCUAAUAACUGGGCCUGCGUCUGUUGCUGAUGCAACAUACAGAGAACUUCAAUGUCGGUUUGCCGAGAGAGAAUCAGUAAUUGAUAGUCGUCGAUGUAGAAAUACUCUUGAUUCACUGAAUUUGAACAUUUGGGAAGACCUUGGAGCUUUGUUACGUUCAAAUACAAACUUCUGACGACUGUGGCAAGUUGGCGAACUUAAAAUGCGUUUUUCUUUGCUGACUUUUCUUGUUUUUCCUUCAUCUUUGUCAUAGGAAAAAUACUAACCAAGAUUUAUAGUAAAUGUAAAUGCUUUCUCGCUAACUUCUGCGCCAAACAAACGGAACAUGGUUGAAGUUUUAGCGUUUGUAUUGAACUUUCUCAUUGCAAUUAGCACAAUGAAUAGUGGUAGUUCAUAGCUUUACCUUUUCUCUAGUUUCAAAUGUUCCAUCUUUCAACCGAGAAACAAAGUUAUUAAAAAUUAGAUAAUCAUUAACUCAGGUUGUUAACCAGCAGUAAAAAGCCUUUCGAUUUCCUUAUCACUGAUGGUUCUCAGAAGUUUUGAGACCAAUCUUCCGUUGAGUGUCAAAAGUAAUCCGAGAUUGUAUUGGUUUUGCUUUACUUAGCACUGAUUGGUUUAGGAAAGUCGCGAAACUUUCUCCACCAAUCAAAUGCAAAACUGAUACCAAUCACAACUUGGUUGCCCGCGUUUUCCCGCGCUUUAGGCAGUUUGGUUGUUUUUGCCUAUAGUUCUCAUGGGCUCUUGAGGGUAUUUUUCUGUCUUCUGAUUGAAUGUUGUAAUAACUUUGGUUUUGGUUCAACGACACUGAAUCGAAAAGCGCUAUAUGUGUAGAUUUAAUCAGAAGUAAAAAAUAUCCUUGGAAUUUCUCGUACCGCACACUUUGAGGAAUCAUCUGAACUAGUUUUAAAUAAAAACAAGCUUAACUA
Messenger RNA from Pocillopora verrucosa, 2067 nucleotides. RefSeq lists its product as uncharacterized. The record is from RefSeq and is a predicted model, not a curated record. Gene Ontology annotation, biological process: interstrand cross-link repair. Gene Ontology annotation, cellular component: Fanconi anaemia nuclear complex. Lineage: Eukaryota; Metazoa; Cnidaria; Anthozoa; Scleractinia; Pocilloporidae.